UCUCUCUCGUUCUUCCUUCUCCGGCGCAUCUCUCCGUCUGCCAUUUCACCCUCAUCGCCUCUCUCUAUGGCCUCUGAUGAAAUCCGGCGAGCCGCCGCUUUCAACGGCUCUAUGCUCUCUCUCCCUUCUUUGUCUUCCAAUGAACCCCCACCUCCAAAUCUAGAACCCUAGGACUUCGACUUCUCCGCGCCGCCCUUUUCCGCCGAUCUUUCCGCGCUGCCUUCUCUCCCCGUCAAUAUCCACGGACGCCUCAUUCUGUUCUGUCACAUCUCCCCCUCUCCCGUCGCCUCUCUCUCUCUCCCACGUCCAAAUUUUAAACCCUAGGUCGCCGCCCCCGCAUCAGAUCCUCCGCCCCGCCUUAGUGCGCGGCUGCGUCGCCCCCACCCACCUCCUCUGGCCUCGGCGCUUCUGUUGGUCCGUCCGGUGACUCCACUAUUUUCCUUGAAUGCCUCUAUUACCCUCGGCUGCAAUUCAGUCUACAAAUCUUAGAUUCACAAUCGAUGCCUUCGUUGUUAUCCGUCAAUACUUGUUGUCUCCACUUCACCGCAUUGCGUUGCAGUUAUCCACAAUCAAUUCGUGAAAUUGAGGUUCAAAAUUCACAGAAUAUAAAGUACAAUGGUACUAUUCAAGGGUUGAAGUACAUAUGGAGAACUGAGGGAUUUAGGGUCUUGUUCAAAGGGAAUGGCACUAAUUAUGCUCGAAUUGUCCCAAAUUCAGCUGUAAAAUUCUUCAGCUAUGAGCAAGCAUCCAAGGGUAUAUUAUAUUUAUAUCAGCAACAAACUGGAAAUGGAUGUGAACCUAAAUAUUUUACAGAUGGUGUUAGUGUUGCAAGUGGUAAUUUCCUGGCAGCUAAGAGAAGAGGAGUAGUAGAAGGAAUUGAUUAUGGAUCAACGGGUGAAGUUAAGAAAGUAGAUGUUUCUCGUAUACAACUAUUGGGAAAGAUUUUUGUCCAAUCGGGAAACAAUAUCAAGCUCUGCUAGCUGCUCUUGCUAUUAUGUCGGAUCUUAUGUUCGACUUCUUGGGAAGGUGCAGUAACGAAGCCCUCAAGGAAGAGAUGGAAGAGAAAAGAAGGGCUCAGGUGCACUUUAAGUUAUGUAAUGUGCUACCUCAGACGAUUGCCUAUUUGAUGCCUAUUUUUUUAGUUUGUCACUUUAAUAAUUCUGAUGGUAGCGGUCAUUCUUCAUUUUUCACUAAAUCUCUAUUGCAGAUUACUUUCAUGAGGAAGAAUGAUUUCAGGAAAGAGCAACUAGUUCUUGAGGACUUAGUGCUAGAAUACAUAGUAUGAUAGAUUUUCGUUUUAGCUAUAAGAUAGUUGAUACUUUUAAUUUUGAAUCGAAUAUGCAAUGAUGAUGUAUACUUGAUACUUGGUUCAUUUGGAUGGUAAUGUAUGAAUAUUUUGGAUGAUAUAUAAAAUUGUUAUUGU
Salvia miltiorrhiza (redroot sage) is the source of this 1423-nucleotide messenger RNA. RefSeq lists its product as uncharacterized. Gene Ontology annotation, cellular component: cytoplasm. The transcript has 7 exons. Gene Ontology annotation, biological process: L-arginine biosynthetic process. NCBI's taxonomy places the organism in Eukaryota, Viridiplantae, Streptophyta, Magnoliopsida, Lamiales, Lamiaceae. Gene Ontology annotation, molecular function: L-glutamate N-acetyltransferase activity, acting on acetyl-CoA as donor. The coding region runs from base 501 to 980 and encodes 159 amino acids. The record is from RefSeq and is a predicted model, not a curated record.